Molecule: messenger RNA, 1053 nt
Organism: Candidozyma pseudohaemuli
Lineage: Eukaryota; Fungi; Ascomycota; Pichiomycetes; Serinales; Metschnikowiaceae
Exons: 1
Coding region: 1-1053 (350 amino acids)
Cellular component (GO): U2-type catalytic step 2 spliceosome; U2-type catalytic step 1 spliceosome; Prp19 complex
Molecular function (GO): metal ion binding; U6 snRNA binding; pre-mRNA binding
Source: RefSeq, a predicted model, not a curated record
AUGAAUCGUCCCGCUAGAGUGCAGGUCAAUCCGGAUGAUAUACCGGACGACGACAAGCCGCCUCAGACCGGUCACACUUUCAAUAUCUGGUACCUCCAAUGGGCCGGAGGUGAUCGAUCUUCCAAUGUUACUCAGCGACUGAAGACUCGAGUCAAGAUCCUGGAGGACUCCGGAUACACCAGGGCCAAGGACGGGAAACUGCCCCUUUGUUUGUUUUUCGCCCGUGGCUGCUGUUAUAAGGGAAAGUCCUGCCAAUUUUUGCAUAGACUACCGCUUCCAACAGACCCAGCAAUACCGUCACAGGACUGUUUUGGCAGGGACAAAACAGCGGACUACAAGGAUAACAUGGGUGGCGUGGGGCUGUUCAACAAGGUCAACAAAACGCUCUAUGCUGCAGGACUCCACGUCAACGAUGAGAUCGAGGAAACUCUUGCCAACCAGUUCGGGGAGUUUGGUUCCAUCGAUAAGAUACGUGUUUUAAGGAGCAAAGCAUGUGCGUUUAUCUCCUUCAAGUACGAGCUGGAAGCACAGUUUGCCAAGGAGGCCAUGGAUGGGCAGACUUUGGAUGGUAAUGAUACCUUGACGGUGAGGUGGGCCAACGACGAUCCAAAUCCGAAUGCACAACAACUGGCGAAGCGGUCAGCCGAUGACGCUGCGUUGGAUACGGUGAAGCGUUUGCUAGCGGAGGAGCCCAAGAAGAGGAAAACGCAGCCCUCUCCAAAGAAGAAGCCAUCCAAAGAGGAGCCUGUUGCAUCUGAAAAGGAGGAGAUAGUCGAGGAGGAGAUAGUGGAGGAGGAGCCAACCAAUUCCCGAAGGCUUCUAGGCACCGCAAGAUUGGCUGCGCUUGGGAAGUUGCAGAAGUCUGGAAAACCCAAUAGCGCCGAUAGUGCAACAAACGGUGGAAACGACGCAAACACCUCCAACGCAUCACCAUCCAAUGGAGCAUCGUCCAAUGGAGCACCCAGCAUAAAGCCGGAUUUGGAUUCACCUGUCCAGGCUACAUCAGCAUCUCAAUCGCAUUUUGGGGGUUACGCUAGUAGCGAUGAGGACUAA